AGGAUGUGUGACUUACGCCGUUUCCUUUCCGACGUUAUAAAAAGGCCAUGCCGGCCCGGCGGUCCUCUGAGGCUGGUUCUCGGGGCGCCGCGGCUUCGGGGGGGUGAAAGGGGGUUCAGCUGGCUCUCUGGCCCCCUCCCCACCUGCGGGCAGGGAUAGCACCUUGCAGGCGGCUCCAGGAAAGACCCUGCGGGACAGGGGGGCGCGAUGGCCGGUCCACGCGACCAGAGCGACGUGCGCGAGUUCACGCGCCACUCCGGCGACGUCCUGAUGAACCUGAAUGAGCUCCGGAAGCGCCACAUCCUCACGGACGUCACCUUGCGGGUGGGGGGGUGCCCUCUGCAGGCCCACAAAGCCGUCCUCACCGCCUGCAGUGGGUUUUUCUACUCCAUCUUCCUGGGCCAGGGGGGCCACGAGGUCAGCGUGCUCACCUUGCCCAGCUCCAUCGAGCCCGCCGGGUUCCAGGCCCUCCUCGACUUCAUGUACACGUCCCGCCUGAUCCUCACGCCGGGCACCGUGCCCGCGGUUCUGGCUGCCGCCUCUUACCUGCAGAUGGAGCACGUGGUGGAGAGUUGCCAUCGCUUCAUCCAGGCCAGCUACGACCGGGUGACCUUCUUCCUCACCCCCCCGGCGCCCACCUUCCUCCGCCACAAACCCCUGGAAGACGCCGGGGGGUCCCUCGCACCCAGUUUCCCACGGCAGGGGCAAGAGGAACCCCCCACCACCGCCUCCGGCUGCCCUCUGCCAGUUCCCUACUGCCCUAAGGACAAGGAAUUGGGGUCUGCGAUGUCGCCAGGGGCCGGGGACCAGUCUCCUCCGGGCCAGCCGGCCUCCCCCCGCGAGUCCAGCGGCUGCGCCCCCCCAGGCGCGGACCCCAAAGCCUGCCACUGGAAGAAGUACCGCUUCAUCGUCCUCAACUCUAUGCUGCGCGAGGGGAGGCCGGACCCCCCCGAAUCGCACGGCCAGGCCGGCCGGGAUGGAGACCCCGGGGACAGGAGCCUCCUUCACAGGCUGCCUUCCUCUCAGCCCCACUGCUCCGCCUGCAACCAGCCAGCCCCCCUGCUUUGCUCCCACCCUCCAGAGGACGCUUCCAUGGGGCAGGGAGACCCCUGCGUUUCUGGGGCUGGCCCUUACGACUGCAGUGCCUGUGACUUAGGAUACCUGGAGGAAGACGAAGAAGAGGGGGAAGGAGGAGGAGGAGGAGGAGGAGGAAGCAGCCCCCCAGCCUCAGGAAGCGCCCUUGAGGAGAAGCCGUACAAAUGCCAUUUCUGCAACUCGGCCUUCCGCUACAAAGGGAACCUCGCAAGCCACAGAUCUCUGCAUACCGGAGAGAAGCCGUACCACUGUGGGAUUUGCGGCGCCCAGUUCAACCGCCCGGCGAAUCUCAAGACUCACCUGCGUAUCCACUCCGGGGAGAAGCCCUACAAGUGUGAGACCUGCGGAUCUCGUUUUGUGCAGGUCGCUCACUUGAGGGCCCACGUCCUGAUCCACACCGGGGAGAAGCCCUACCCGUGUGGGACGUGCGGGACUCGAUUUCGGCACCUCCAGACCCUGAAGAGCCACAUCCGUAUCCACACGGGAGAGAAGCCUUACCACUGUGAGAAAUGCGACGUCCGCUUCCGCCACAAGAGCCAGCUGCGGCUGCACCUGCGGCAGAAACACGGCGCCGUCACCAACACCAAGAUCCGCUACAAAGUCCUCGAAGGCCCUUACGCCGGUCUCUGCUGAGCGGGGA
Molecule: messenger RNA, 1735 nt
Organism: Lacerta agilis (Sand lizard)
Lineage: Eukaryota; Metazoa; Chordata; Lepidosauria; Squamata; Lacertidae
Gene: BCL6B
Product: BCL6B transcription repressor
Exons: 9
Coding region: 208-1728 (506 amino acids)
Biological process (GO): regulation of transcription by RNA polymerase II
Molecular function (GO): RNA polymerase II cis-regulatory region sequence-specific DNA binding; protein binding; DNA-binding transcription factor activity, RNA polymerase II-specific
Source: RefSeq, a predicted model, not a curated record